Molecule: messenger RNA, 1299 nt
Organism: Anopheles nili
Lineage: Eukaryota; Metazoa; Arthropoda; Insecta; Diptera; Culicidae
Product: putative gustatory receptor 28b
Exons: 3
Coding region: 1-1299 (432 amino acids)
Biological process (GO): sensory perception of taste
Cellular component (GO): membrane; neuronal cell body; dendrite
Source: RefSeq, a predicted model, not a curated record
AUGGUGCUGGAGCUGUUCUCCAACAAGCAGCUGUUCCGCAAUGACUUCCUUCAGUCGACGCACAUGCUCGUGCGCAUCUGUCAGGCUUUCGGAACUAUCCCGUGGGAUCUCACAUUUUUCGAGACUGACAAGUCACCGAAGAACUGCUGGAAGACGCGGUUACUCCAGGCGGUUAACAGUCUCUACUCGAUCGGUAUUCUGGCCGCAGUGAUGGUCGCCACCAUUUUGCAGCACGUCGAGUUCGACUGGCACAUGCCAUUCAUGACGCGCAUGCUCUACAUCAGCGAGUACAUCACGGCUAAUGGUGUAGUGAUUAUGAUGCUGAUCGGGUGUCACUACCAACGCCGCUGUUACGGACGGUUCGCCGAACAACUCCUCACCGUCGCAAUUAACGUAGCCUCGUGUGGUGGAGCGGUUGAUUUCCAACGCAUCGGAAAGAUCCUGAAUCGGUUGCUGACCUGCUUGAUGUUGUUUUUCGCCGCUGUGCUGCUGGUGGAUCUGCUGUACAACGAUUGGAUGCUCUUGGAUUUCCUGCGCAGCUCCACCAUCUACACGCUCUCGAACGUGAUCAACGUGCUCGGGUUGGUGCAGUACUUCUAUCUGCUGUAUUUCGUGUUUCUCUUCUACCACGACAUGAACCGAUUGUUGAAGUCUUACACACGCUACUCGAUCGUUCGUGGUAAGCAAUAUGAUCGUCGAUUGACAACCGAGUUCGUCCUGCCAGCCGGGGUGUUGUACGACUACGCGCAGCUAGUGGAUAUCCUGCGUCGGACGCACCUGUUGCUCAGCAAACUGACUGAGCAGGUGAACGGAUGCUUUGGGGUGUUGAUCGUUUCAACAACGACCGCAUCGUUCAUCGUGCUGAGUUUGCAGUUCUUCGCCAUCUACCAGGCAACGACGGUGCGCAAGUGGACGAUAGCAGACACGUAUCUGCUCGUAUACACCGUGCUGUGGAUUGUCCUGCACGCCGCCAAGGUGUUGAUGAUCCUCUACCCGUGCCAUCUGGUGCAGCAAGAACGUGAUCGUACCGGGCCGAUUUUGUAUCGUUUCGAUUCCAACGAUAAGGACCUCACGAUGCACCACGCGCUAACGAAAUUCUCGAGCCAACUGCUGCACGAGCAAGGACCAUCGACGGCGUGCGGUGUUAUCAAUUUGGAAAUGACGCUCAUUAGUACGAUGGUCGGUGCCCUCACGACGUACCUCGUUAUUCUUAUACAAUUCGACACAGCUGUAACUCAAGGUCAAACGGGUGGCAACUCCUCCCACGGGAAUGGAACUCGCCCCAAUGCGACCCCAUAG